GUGUGUGUGUGUGUAAGUAAUUAUAUGUAUUUGCAGUGAAGGUGAGGUGGUUUCAUGUCAUGAUGUUUUCCCUGUGCUGAGCUGCUGUUAUGAUGUGCUUGUAUCCCUCACUGAGCCACACUGUUUGUGUGUUGAGUGCUUUAUCAUUUAUUUCAGUGUAUGUGUGUGUCCAAAUGUAAUGCUGAUGCUUAGCUUUUGAUUGUGUGUAUCUAAUUUUGUACUAUGUGUGUGUGUGUGUAUGUGCGCGCGUGCGCAUGUGCAGGGAAGGGUGAUGUGUUUGGGGACGUGUUUUGGAAGGAGGUGACACUAGCACAAUCCUGUGCCAACGUCCGAGCUCUGACAUACUGCGACUUGCAUGUGAUCAAGCGUGACGCCCUGCAGAAAGUUCUGGAAUUUUACACAGCCUUCGCCAACCACUUCUCACGGAACCUGCUACUCACAUACAACCUACGCAAGCGGAUCGUGUUCCGUAAGAUCAGUGAUGUGAAGCGUGAGGAAGAGGAGCGCCUGCGGAGGAAGAACGAGGCGCCCCUCAACCUGCCGCCCGACCACCCGGUGCGCCGCCUCUUCCAGCGCUUCCGGCAGCAGAAGGAGGCGCGCCUGGCGGCCGAGCGAUUCCCGGCCGACGAGCACGACCUGGAGAAGGGCCACGGGCCGACGCCGGUCCACCUCGGGCUCGGGCUCCCGGGCGCCGCUGCCCGCCACCAGGCCGUGGUGCUGCACGACGCCAUCGCCAGCACCAGCAUCGUCACGGUGACGGAGAGCCCCGCCACCCCUAUCCCCUGCAACUCGGCGCCCGGUCCGGCGCGCGGUCCGUCAGAUCGAGCCCGGCUUCAAGCCCCGACGCUGGGCGGCGGUGGCAGCGGGGGUGGUGCCGGGCCGUCGGCGAAGUCGGAGCCUCGGGCGCGCGGCUGGGGCCGCUUCCGAGAGAGCGUGGCGGCCAAGCCGGACAGCGGCGGCUGGACCAAAGUGUCCAAGGCGGAGUCCAUGGAGACGCUGCCGGAGCGGGGGAAAGGCGCGGCGCCCGAGGAGAGCGGCCUGAAGAAGACGGACUCGUGCGACAGCGGCAUCACCAAGAGCGACCUGCGUCUGGACGAGGGCGAGGCGCGUUCCCCCGGCGACCGCAGCCCGCUCCAGCUCGCCGCCGGUCUGGGGCCGCCCCUCCCGUCGACCGCGGUCAUCGGCGUCGUCGGUGGCAUCGUCGGCGGCCACACGGCGGCCAGCACGCCCUCGCCGCUGCCGGCCCACAUCCCGCCCAUCCCCGAGCACAGCCUGCACGCGUCGCUGCUGGAGCUCCGCGCCGAGCUGAAGGAGGAGCUGGCCGCGCUGGGCAGCCGCAUGCUGGCGCUCGAGAGCCAGGUGGCCGAGGUGCUCCGUCUGCUGCGCCACCGCAAGAGCCCCACCGCCGGCACCCCCACCUCCCCGACGCCGCUCUUCCGCAUCUCCCGGCCCGCCACGCCCGACUCCGAGAAGGAGGACAUCUUCAGCUGAGCGCUGGGCGUCGGGACGCGGUUGCUGGUGUUUAACUGGGCUUUUUGGGCGUUUUUAUUUUUUGGGGACUGACGCGACCGAAAGAUGUUGUCUAUCUGGAGACAAACGAGAUGAGAGAGGCACCUUUGUUGUGUUGCUGGAGACACACACACACCAGACAGACAGGCCUGUGUGUGUGUGUGUUUGUCUGAGACAACCAGAGUAUUCUUCAGGGAGACAUUCAACAUGUUUCUCACGAGAAGGACAGACUCGAUAUCUAUUUAUACGUGCACAAGACAGAGAUGGAGAGACACUGACACCCUUAGAGUGUGUGAGACAGGGACACAUGUGUGUGUGUGUGUGUGUGUGUGUGUGUGUGUGUGUGUGUGUGUGUGUGUGUGUGUGUGACACAUGGACUCACACACUCCCAUCACACUCUGACCGCAAUGUGCCAGAGCUCCCCUGUGUGUGCCUGUGGAGAGAGAAGUAGAAGGGGGGGGGGAGGGAAAGCGGCAGUGAUGGUGACGUUUUAGCCUCAGGGCACCGUGAGUGACAGUCGUCAUGGAAACAAACCCCUAUCCAGACCCCCCCAUACACCCUCUGCUUAUGCCCAACCCUUUCAGUCUGAGCUGAGUACUUCUCCCCACCAGAUUGUGUCAGAGCCCUGUCUAUCUACUUCAUGUGCUCACAUUUACAGUGCACAGAGCCUUAUCACGGACAGCCUCGAUGAUAUCCAUCAUCAUCAUCAUCAUCCUCAUCAUCAUCAUCAUCACUGAGAACUCUUGAACCUGCUCACCGGAGGAGGAGGAAGAGGAGGAGGA
Molecule: messenger RNA, 2291 nt
Organism: Alosa sapidissima (American shad)
Lineage: Eukaryota; Metazoa; Chordata; Actinopteri; Clupeiformes; Clupeidae
Product: potassium voltage-gated channel subfamily H member 1-like
Exons: 2
Coding region: 223-1491 (422 amino acids)
Biological process (GO): potassium ion transmembrane transport; regulation of membrane potential
Molecular function (GO): delayed rectifier potassium channel activity
Source: RefSeq, a predicted model, not a curated record